AUGACCAAGCACAUCAUGCUGGAAAAUGGACGUUGCGGACGCAACCAUUGCGUCAAGUUGCAGCCCAGUGCAGUGGAUAGGACCAGUCGAAGCUCGACUGUGCAGCGCCGCCUGCGCAAGAUGAGCGAGCACUUCCAGCCGUCGAGCUUUAGCUUUACGGUGCAAGCGCGUUUGCUCUGCGUGGGCACGUCUGUCGUCUACCGAGUCUCUCUUUCAUUGUCCAUCACGAGCACUUGCAAAGCGGACACAAUGAGCGGCGUGACGACAAGAGACGACGGCUACACGACCCAAUCGUCGUGGGUUAUUGCAAUGAGCCAGACCAAGUUCUGUGGCUUUUACGCCCACGUCCAGGCUAUCUUGCGCGAUCCCGUCGUGACCCAAUGCCUCCUGCUUCGCCAAAAGCAGUUGGUGCAAGUGGGAACUGCAGCUCAAAGCGUCGAGUGGAAACCCUUUGAAACGUUCCUCCAAGUGGUGGCGACCAUUUGCCAGCACUAUGAACAUUUACAGGUUGCUGCCUUUGCUAUUCAAGCAACUGCUAGUACCAUGCAUGCAAGAAAAAUCGAGCUGGAAGCUUUUCUGUUGGAUUGCUGGAGAGCGCUUGAAGCGGUCAUCCCCGUGCUUGUGGUUCAUCCGUUUCUACACGCGUCACUGGGAAACGAGGCGCGGUGCGUGUACCUCUUGAUACGUGACUUGUUCUCGCUCCCGGAAAACGUGCUGGAUGCCAAUUGCACGUACGCGAACGCGAUCCUCAGCCUCAACGACGUCGACGGAUGCCAGUCGAUGCACCACGAGCAGUCGUGCAGUAUUUGCCUCGACUUGCUGGUGUCGAGCGCUCCAGCCCGACCCUUUGAUCGACGUGCCAGCCAUUGCGACGACAGCAACAGCAGCAGUGAUAGCAUAACCGAUAGUGACAAUUCUAGCGAUGACGGAGUUGCCGACGUGCCAACUGUUGUUUCCCACUCCACUUCCUUCUCCGUGAAGUUGCCGUGCGGCCACGUCUACCACGAAAACUGCGCCAUGUCGUGGCUGCGGCACAACCCAAGCUGCCCCGAGUGCCGAGCACCUGUUGGGGCGAACUUGUAA
Molecule: messenger RNA, 1083 nt
Organism: Peronospora matthiolae
Lineage: Eukaryota; Oomycota; Peronosporomycetes; Peronosporales; Peronosporaceae
Source: the annotation of a GenBank genome assembly